AUGUGGAAUAUUUCUGAUCUUGAAAGUGAAAAUAUAUUACAAUUUUUAAAAGAUUAUGAAGAAAAUCAUUAUAUGGAAAGUAUUGUACAAUCUGAGAGCGAACAAAUGUGUUAUAGUUAUGAUGAUAAGGGAAAACAAAGUCACAUAAGAAAUGGUGACAUAGUUCUAGCUUCAAACGCAACAAAUUUAGAUAAAUUUACAUUUUCAAAUGCAAUGGCUCAAUCAGUAAAAUUAGGUAUAUGGGAAGCAUCUUUAGAUAAUUAUAUACGUUCUAUAGAAUUCGUUACUGAAGAUUUAAAAGCUGGUAGAAAGUUAACAUUAACUCAACAGGAAGUAUUAAAAAAACAAGGAGAAUUAUUUGCUUUGCGACAUUUGAUUAAUUUAAGUUCAGAUUUGUUAGACACGCCUGAUUUCUAUUGGGAAAGAGAUGAUCUAGAACGUCUUUACCAAGAGAUUUGUUCAUAUUUUAAUAUUGCAAAACGUACAAGAAACUUGUGA
Osmia bicornis bicornis is the source of this 498-nucleotide messenger RNA. Its product is annotated as required for meiotic nuclear division protein 1 homolog. The transcript has 3 exons. Gene Ontology annotation, biological process: positive regulation of mitochondrial translation. NCBI's taxonomy places the organism in Eukaryota, Metazoa, Arthropoda, Insecta, Hymenoptera, Megachilidae. Bases 1 to 498 code for a protein of 165 amino acids. The record is from RefSeq and is a predicted model, not a curated record.